Molecule: messenger RNA, 1759 nt
Organism: Heterobasidion irregulare TC 32-1
Lineage: Eukaryota; Fungi; Basidiomycota; Agaricomycetes; Russulales; Bondarzewiaceae
Exons: 20
Coding region: 24-1604 (526 amino acids)
Biological process (GO): transmembrane transport
Molecular function (GO): transmembrane transporter activity
Source: RefSeq, a predicted model, not a curated record
UCCUUUCACGUCUAGCUUCCACAAUGUCACAAAGUCAACCCCCCGUCGACACUGCCAGCGUUCACGAGAAGGACAAGUCUGUGAUCGAGGAGUCGGCGUCAGUGGACUCUGAAAUCGACCUGCUUUCUUACCAUGAGCAUCGUGCUGGCCGUUUGGUGGUGGAUCCCAACGAAGCUCGGGUUGAAUUCGGUGAAAAGGUCGCAUCGAAGUUGAAACUCACAAAGGACGGAUCCAAGGUCCUUUGGCCUCAGCCUACUGAUGACCCCGAAGACCCUCAAAACUGGAGCUCUCGUCGCAAGGCAAUUCAAUUGAUCAUCAUUACGCUGGCUGCCAUUGUACCAGAUUUUGAUUCGGGGAUAGGAAUUGCUUCUAUAUUUGCGUUGGCGGAACAGUUUAAUACGACCACGGGCGUGAUCAACAACUUGACUUCGAAUUGGAGUAUCUUCCUUUUGGGAUGGGGAAGUAUCUUUGCUGUCAUGCUUAUGCGACGUUUUGGUCGUCUGCCUGUGCUUUUCUGGACGCAGGUAUUAAGUCUUGGAUUCCUUGUCGGAUGCACUUUUGCACCAAAUCUCAAUACAUUCACGGCAAUGCGAUGCUUAACAGCAUUCUUUGGAACGUGUCCGCAAGUUACAGGACUAUAUAUAGUCACCGAUAUCUACCCUUUCCAUCUUCAGGCUCGAAAGCUGAACAUAUGGACUAUGGGCUUCAUCAUAUCCCCUUUCUUGUCGCCAUUUGCAUUCGGAUUUUUAGUUGCGCGUGCAAGCUGGCGAUGGGCCUAUGGAAUUGGGUCAAUCUAUGGUGCCAUAGUGCUCGCCCUGAUUGUAUUUUUCGGUGAAGAGACUAUGUAUGAUCGAACAGUCAAGCCUAUUCCUCCACGCCCAUCGUUCGGGCUUCGAUACCGCAUUGAAACACUCAUCGGGGUCACGGGCCUCAAGAUGGCUAAGUAUCGGUCUUCCUGGACAGAUAUCAUGUUGGGGUGCAUUGACAUUGUAUGGCGCCCACAUCUGCUUGGUAUACUGUUCUUCGAAACAACCAAUGCCGUCUUUCUCGGGGCACCUGCUCCAGUUGGAUUUGGGUUCAGCCCCUUCGCCAUCGCUGGUGCCUAUGGCACACCCAUUGUUGCCGUGCUCAUUGGCGAAGUAGUCGGCCGAUUUCUAAACGAUUGGAUCAUGAAUGUGAGUAUUCGUCGCAAUGGAGGUGUUUUCGAAGCGGAAAGUCGGCUAUGGACGUGCUACCUUGCCGUACCUUUGUAUAUCUGCGGGUUCGUCGUUUUGGGGGCAUCUCUACAAAUGCGUCUCUCGCCUGGUGCGCUUGUGAUGGGUUGGGGUAUCGCAGAGGUUGCUGUGAUGAUCAACACUGUUGCUGUUUAUGCCUACUGUAACGAUUGCUUCCCUAAGCGGCAGGGAGAAAUCAGUGCACUGGUGAACCUUGCACGCACGCUUGGAGGCUUCAGCGUCGCAUACUUCCAAGUCCCAUGGGCUACAAAGCACGGAGCACUGCAGACAUUCGGUGUAGAGGCCGCCAUUGUAACCGGCCUGUUUUUCCUCAUCGUACCGUGGAUUCAAAUCAAAGGGAGCCGACUCCGGGAACGCUUUUCUGUAUAAGAGAUGUGGUGGUCCUAUGCCCAGGCCGGUGAUCGGUAGUGGGGGAAGAGACACCUACCUGUUAUGAUUGGACGACGUGAUGCUAUAACGUUUGAUGAUCGUGUAUGAUCCUUGUGUACAGUUCACUUACAGAUGAAAAUUUGAUGAUUGUAAUC